This is a messenger RNA of Quercus lobata, 414 nucleotides long. RefSeq names its product probable amino acid permease 7. The transcript has 5 exons. NCBI's taxonomy places the organism in Eukaryota, Viridiplantae, Streptophyta, Magnoliopsida, Fagales, Fagaceae. Bases 1 to 414 code for a protein of 137 amino acids. The record is from RefSeq and is a predicted model, not a curated record.
AUGGAUAUGGAUCAAGCAUUGUUAGGAAACAUCAUUGAGUUGGCAAUAUCAUUACCUAACAGCUUUGAACACUUUGAAGUUUCUGUUGUACAAAGAGAAGCUAACAUUGUAGUUCAUAGAGUGGCUAGAAAUCACUCCUCCCUUGGUGCUGUGAGUUCAGUAGAUGUUACGGGCAUCAUUGGAGGAAUCUCAACUUCGAGUGCAGCUGAUAAAGUGAAAUCUGUUUUGAAACACCAUUUCAUAUAUGUAUUUAGAAGAGUAAAGAGGAUGGAUAGUUUGAAGUCACCUCCUCCAGAAAGCCAGACCAUGAAGAAGGUCUUGACAAUAGCAAUUAUAGUUACGACCCUCUUCUACCUCUGCUGUGGAGGCUUUAAGUAUGCAGCCUUUGGGAAUUUACACCAGGGAACCCCUUGA